GGCCACCAUUAUGAUGGAAAUUGAGGGAAGAAGUGUGGAAGAAAGAACAGUCGGAAAGAAAGAAAAUGGCAGAAGAAAAAGAAGAGGUGUUACUGUUUCCGUUCAUGGCCCAAGGGCACAUUAUCCCUUUCCUUGCAUUGGCCCUGCACUUAGAGAAAAGACAGAAGUACCAUAUCACCAUUGUUAACACCUCACUCAACAUACGAAAGCUAAGAUCUUCUCUUCCACCAAACUCUUCAAUCACUCUUUCAGAAAUCCCUUUCAAUCCCUCCCAACACGGUCUCCCUCCUAACACAGAGAACACCGACGCCAUACCCUACAACCUCGUCAUUCGACUCAUCCAAGCCUCCACCACUCUCAAACCCGCCUUCACAAACCUCCUACGCUCCAUCCUCCUACAAAACAAAAACCGCAGGCUCCUAGUCAUCGCCGACAUCUUCUUCGGCUGGACCGCCGCCGUUUCCAAAGAACUGGGCGCCUUCCACGUCAUCUUCAGCGGCUGUGGCGGCUACGGCCUCGCCUGCUACUAUUCCCUCUGGCUUAACCUCCCCCACCGCCGCGUUGACCCAGCGCAAGAAUAUUUCACCUUGCCGGAUUUUCCCGAAGCGCUUGACAUUCACCGCACGCAGUUACCCAAUAACAUCGCAGAAGCCGACGGCUCUGACGCGUGGUCGUUGUUCCAACAACAGAAUCUCUCAGAGUGGGUCAAGUCGGACGGGGUUUUAUUCAACACGGUCCACGGGUUGGACUCGGUUGGGCUGGACUACUUCAAAAGAAAACUGAACCGGCCAGUAUGGGCAAUCGGACCGAUUAUUUCCGCGGGGUCCGGUUCGCGCGGGAAAGGUGGCGGGAUCAACCCGAAGCUCUGCACGGAAUGGCUCGAAGCGAAACCCUGCAAAUCGGUUCUGUUCGUUUGCUUCGGUUCCAUGAACACCAUCUCCGCGUCGCAGAUGAUGGAGUUAGGUAAAGCAUUGGAGCGGUGUGGAAAGAGUUUCAUCUGGGUUGUGAGACCACCAAUCGGAUUCGACAUAAAUUCGGAGUUCAGAGAAGAUGAAUGGUUACCCGAGGGUUUUGUCGAGAGGGUUCAGGAAUCGGGGAAGGGUUUGGUGGUUCGCGAUUGGGCGCCCCAGUUGGAGAUUUUGUCGCAUUCCGCGGUUUCGGUGUUUCUGAGUCACUGCGGGUGGAACUCGGUGCUGGAAUCGCUGAGUCAGGGGGUGCCUAUUCUGGGAUGGCCGAUGGCGGCGGAGCAGUUUUACAACUGCAAGUUGUUGGAGGAAGAUGUUGGGGUUUGCGUGGAGGUUGCCAGAGGGAAGAGCUGUGAAGUUAAGUGUGAUGAUAUUGCUGAGAAAAUUGCUUUGGUGAUAGAGGAGACAGAAAAAGGGAUUGCCAUGAGGAAGAAAGCUGGUUACGUUAGAGAUGUGAUUAAGGAUGCUGUCAAAGAUGAAGAUGGAUUUAAGGGUUCUUCUGUUAACGCCAUGGAUGAGUUCUUGUCUGCUGCUCUGUCCUGAAACAGAACAUUCUGAAACCGUAAUCCAUGCUGCAUUUUCUAAUUUAAUCAAAGCAAAAUUUUCAUGCCAACCAGUGUUGUCUGAGUUAAAUAAGAUAUAGUUUUAAAUUCA
Messenger RNA from Vigna angularis (adzuki bean), 1619 nucleotides. RefSeq names its product UDP-glycosyltransferase 92A1. The record is from RefSeq and is a predicted model, not a curated record. Bases 66 to 1508 code for a protein of 480 amino acids. Lineage: Eukaryota; Viridiplantae; Streptophyta; Magnoliopsida; Fabales; Fabaceae. Gene Ontology annotation, molecular function: UDP-glycosyltransferase activity. The transcript has a single exon.